Triticum urartu is the source of this 1494-nucleotide messenger RNA. RefSeq names its product protein DETOXIFICATION 40-like. The record is from RefSeq and is a predicted model, not a curated record. Gene Ontology annotation, biological process: xenobiotic detoxification by transmembrane export across the plasma membrane. NCBI's taxonomy places the organism in Eukaryota, Viridiplantae, Streptophyta, Magnoliopsida, Poales, Poaceae. Gene Ontology annotation, molecular function: xenobiotic transmembrane transporter activity; antiporter activity. Gene Ontology annotation, cellular component: membrane.
AUGGGGAGCGCGUUGGAGACGCUGUGCGGGCAGGCGUACGGCGCAAACAAGUUGGACAUGCUGGGCAUCUACAUGCAACGCUCCACCGUGCUGCUCAUGGCCACCGGCGUCCCUAUCACCGUCCUCUACGUGUUCUCCCGCCCCAUCCUCAUCCUCCUCGGCGAGUCCCCUGAGAUCGCACGCGCCGCGGCCAUCUACGUGCACGGCCUCAUCUCGCAAAUCUUCGCCUACGCCGCCAACUUCCCGAUCCAGAAAUUCUUGCAGGCGCAGAGCAUUAUAGCGCCGAGCGCCUACAUCUCGGCAGCCACGCUCGUCGUCCACCUCGUCCUCAGCUACCUCGUCGUCUACCAGUUUGGGCUGGGGCUUCUGGGCGCCUCGUUCAUGCUCAGCACCAGCUGGUGGAUCAUCGUCAUCGGGCAGUUCGUCUACAUCAUCACAAGCAGCCGAUGCCGCCUCACGUGGACUGGAUUCUCCCUGCAGGCAUUCUCCGAUCUGCCUGAAUUUUUGAAGCUGUCCCUUGCCUCUGCUGUCAUGCUUUGCCUGGAGACUUGGUACUUCCAGAUACUGGUGCUCAUUGCUGGCCUCCUCAAGGACCCCGAAAUGGUUCUCGCAUCGCUCGCUGUUUGCAUGACCAUUUCUGAAUGGGUGCUCAUGAUUCCAUUUGGAUUCUACGCAGCAACCAGUGUGAGGGUGAGCAAUGAGCUUGGUGCGGGCAACCCCAAGUCAGCGGCAUUCUCAGUUGUGGUGGUGACAAUGUUGUCGUUCGUCCUAUCAGUUAUAAUCUCGGUAGUCAUCCUGCUCUGUAGUGAUUACAUCAGCUACAUUUACACCGACGGCGAAAAUGUGGCAGUAGCCGUGUCCAAGAUGACCCCACUCCUGGCACUCACCAUAAUCCUCAAUGGCAUCCAACCAGUACUAUCAGGGGUAGCCGUGGGCUGUGGUUGGCAAGCGUUUGUCGCCUAUGUCAACAUCGGCUGCUACUAUGCCGUGGGCAUCCCCCUUGGCUUCCUCCUUGGCUUCUACUUCGACCUCGGUGCAGUGGGCAUAUGGAGUGGUAUGAUUGGAGGUACAUUGAUGCCGACUGUGAUCCUAGUGUGGGUUACCUUGAGGACAGACUGGAACAAAGAGGUGGCUGAUGCUAUGAAAAGAUUGCAGAGGUGGGAAGGCAAUACACCUCUAUUGGCAGGACAAGAAUGACAAACAUCCUAUGGUUGACUUGUCUACAUAAUCAACAGAGACGGGGUUCGUUAGCAAGUCGAUCUCCCUGAAAUGUGUAAAAUACGUUGUCAGAGGGAUGACCGCGAGACAGAGAGGAAACCAUAAGACAAAUUGCUGACACCCUAUCGGAGGGGGACUCAUUGUAUUUGUCAUCAAGAUCACCACCAAGCUCCUUCUCGGCGAGGUCCAGUAGUUCACCCCUUGGCUAUGUGUUUACAGUAGUAUCUAUGUUGUCACAUAUUUCAUAUGUGCUUGAAUGUCAAGAUAGGUGUUGAA